Coregonus sp. 'balchen' is the source of this 3018-nucleotide messenger RNA. The record is from the annotation of a GenBank genome assembly. NCBI's taxonomy places the organism in Eukaryota, Metazoa, Chordata, Actinopteri, Salmoniformes, Salmonidae.
GGUCUAUCUUGGGUUAGUUAUAAAGACGAAGAAAAAAUAUUUGAAAUGGUUUAGAAACUGUGAUGGAGUGGAGUUUAGUCUGCUGCUUGACCAAACAACUAGCCACAAAAUGCUCAAGUCAGCCUACGUCAUCGAGUGUCGCUCUGGAAAAUUCCAACCUUGCAACCCCUUCCGCUUGAAAACAUUCCGCUAUGUUCUUUCCACAGCAGUUAGAACGGUGAGGUGAUUAGUAAAUCUUUCCCAAAUAGAGUGCGCCUUUGAGUGCACAUUAUGUGGUUUACAAACAAAGUUUAUCUUCAAUACACCGGAGUUGCAUUAAAACAGACAUUGUUUUGGAUGAGUUUACUGUUUACUGCAAGCAACCCAUACAAGCAGUAUGGAUAUAAUAGACCGUAUAAAAACAUAUGGAUCAUACUAAACACGCGAGAAAAUAAAUAUCGCGAGACCAGCAUACAUAACUUCUCCCCUACUUGUUAUUAGCAGCAUAAACAACCAGUGGUUACAGGCGGAGGUUAUUCUCUCAUUUAAAAUUAGUUGGGAUUUUGCUGUAUUUUUUUUACUAUGGAAAUUCUAGAGCUCUUACCAUCAAGCUUCGGAUAUGUCAUAUUUACAUACUUUUAUAGCUGGAUCAUGUUGAGUUAUCUUGGUAUUAAGGUUGGAGCUGCCAGAAAGAAAUACGAUGUGAAGGUAAGUACAUAACGUUUCUGUCUGAUGAUGAUUAUGCGAAAAUUAAAUAACUGCGCUGCAAUGCCAGAUAAGUACAUUUUAGCACUGUAAUCCGUCUGGAACAUAGCCUUCUUCUGUUCUAAUCCGAGUUUAUAUAAAAUAAUUCCAAUCCUGCUCAAAUUGGGAGCUUCAUUCAAUGUCAGUCACUUCUUGUCUUGACCAGACUUGAGGUGCUGUGUACUUGGGACUCAAGCAAAACACAUUGAAGUGAGCUUGACCUGCCCUAUGUAGAAAAGUCUGUUAUGCAAACACAAAAAUGUGUGCAUGAGAAAUACAGGUCACCUGAUGAUGCAGACUGUUGUAUAUGUUAAUGUCUUUGCCCUCUCCUCUUCCAUUAUGUCAAGUAUUAUGAAUCUUGUCUCCAAGAACCUGGCCCUAAUGCACCACAACUCCAUCCUAACAAUGAUUAUGCAGUUGUGGUAGACAGCUACUACUAUCCCUAUUGCUGGUACAGGGGCUCAAAGAAAAUGAGUAUUGCUAUGCCACUUCUCACUGACGUUUUCUCUCCUCCACUGGGCAGUACCCUACCAUGUACAGCGACAAGGAGCAGGUGUUCAACUGCAUCCAGAGGGCCCACCAGAACACACUAGAGGUCUACCCACAGUGGCUUGUGUUCCAAACCAUUGCAGCUCUUGUCUAUCCAGUACGUAUCUGCUUACACAAAUCAACAUUACCAGGUUACAUCACUUACAAUGCCACACACAUUGGUUGGAUUUAGUGUCAGUUGACAUUUGAGUGGUUCUUUCACAACCACAUUCAGAAACUAGUAGUCGACCAUUUUAACAUCCUCUAAAUCCUCUCCCAAAUGACUGCAUGCUACUACCUAGUUGAACAGCAUUAUUUUGUCAACUCACACACAGUGCACUAUUGACCUUAUCACUGUGUAAAUACUGAUAGAUAAACGCUUCUAAAGGAAGGUUUGUCACUAGUGUAAUUUUCGGAUAAUAAGUAAGCCAUGUGGGAGUGGCAUGCCAUGUUCUCUGGAUGAUCAUUGACAGCAUGUGCUGCACUUAUCUGUCGUCUUUACACAACCAACGACAGCACAUACCAAAAGGGGCCACUCCCCACUGGUGUUGUGACAAUGAUUCAGCAUCUUCUCCAUUUGACAGUUCACUGGCUGUUGCUCUCUGUCCUACUUCCCUCACUCUGUGUUUUCCCCUUUUUCCUGUUACCCAACCACACAUCACUCCACCUCUAAGACUUCUGCAGCUGUGCUGGGAGCCAUCUGGGUCACCAGCAGGUUCUCCUAUGCCUGGGGUUACUACUCAGGAGGUAAGACCAUAUCUUGUAGUGACAUUGCACAUUACAUUUACAUUUUAGUAGACGCUCUUAUCCAGAGCGACUUACAGGAGCAAUUAGGGUUAAGUGCCUUGCUCAAGGGUACAUCGACAGAUUUUUCACCUAGUCAGUUCGGGGAUUUGAUUCAGCGACCUUUCGGUUACUGGCACAACGCUCUUAACCACUAAGCUACCUGCCACCCACAUCAUGACAUCAACACAUCUCUUAUCUUUUUUUAUUACUUUUGAGCCAGUUUCCAUUCAAUAAUUCACAAACCGGGUCACAGGGCAUGAGGGGAAAAAGGUUAAACUCCCAAUGCACUCCUUGUAGAUUAUAUAUGCUUUUAGCAACUAUUUAGUAUUUCAACCAUAUCUGCAUUUUAUCAUUAUUCAACACAAGGGUAUACCAUUAUGAAAAUUAGUACUACAGCUGUAUUUUAUGAAAAUGUAAUGUGAAACAUGCUGAAAUAUCCCCACAUUCUGCUAAAUGUUAGCAGGUAAUGAUUAGAAUAAUCACUCUUAUUCUGCAUUUUAUAAACGGCUGUAAACUGUAAGAAGUCUCCCCCCCCAGAUCCAGCCAAGAGGAUGAAGGGUGCCUAUGGAUACAUUGGGUAUUUUGGAGUCAUCAUUCUUUCCAUUGCAGUGGCUUUGCAAUUGCUUGGAGUCUUGUGAACCAGCUGGUUCUGUCCCCUAUUCGCCCUUUUUACUAAAGAAACGUAUCUCUUACAGUGGCUUGUGCCUUUUUAUUCAAACAGCCACUAUGAUAUCAUCUAGCUGAACAAUAUAUUAUUUUCAAUUAUGAUAGUCUUUAAUUGCUGUCAUCUUACAAGUGUGUAAACAAUUAUAGGCCUAUGUUUUACUGCAACACAAUUUAGUUUUGUUAGGUGAUACUGUGAGGAAUAUUGAUUAUGAUUUGGCUUUUUUUAUAUGAUUAUCAGGCAUUUGUUGUAACCUUUCAUGCCCAUGUACUGACAACGCUAUGUUAAUAAAGAUGAAUGUAAACAUUGUCAGAAAA